AUGGCGUUCACACGCGCCUCCUUUGCCAUUUGCCUCCUCCUCUCUUUGGCCACCAUUGCCACCGCUGAUUACUACUCUCCCUCAUCUCCUCCGGUUUACACUCCACCUGCCUACAAACCAACCCUCCCACCUCCGGUUUACACCCCACCGGUUCACAAGGCCACACUCCCACCUCCGGUUUACACCCCUCACAAGCCCACACUCCCAUCUCCGGUUUACACUCCACCCGCCUAUAAACCUACCCACCCACCUCCGGUUUACACUCCACCAGUUCACAAGCCCACACUUCCACCUCCGGUUUACACACCACCCGCCUACAAACCCACCAACCCACCUCCGGUUUACACUCCACCGGUUCACAAACCCACACUCCCACCUCCGGUUUACACUCCACCGGCUUACAAACCAACUCUUCCACCUCCGGUUUACACUCCACCAGUUCACAAGCCCACACUUCCACCUCCAGUUUACACACCACCCGCCUACAAACCCACCCACCCUCCUCCAGUUUACACUCCACCGGUUUACAAGCCCACACUCUCGCCUCCCGUCUACACUACUCCCCCGGUUUACAAGCCCACACUCUCGCCUCCGGUUUACACUACUCCACCGGUUUACAAGCCCACACCCUCGCCUCCGGUUUACAAGCCAACUCCCUCACCUCCCGUCUACACUACUCCACCACCGGUUUACAAGCCAACUCCCUCACCUCCGGUCUACGAAAAGUCUCCGAGCUAUUCUCCUCCACCUCCAUAUGUUCCAAAGCCAACCUACUCUCCACCAGCCAAGCCAUACGUCCCAGAGAUUCUUAAAGCCGUUGAUGGCAUCAUACUAUGCAAAAACGGUUACGAAACGUACCCAAUUCAAGGAGCAAAGGCAAAGAUUGUAUGCUACGAGCCAACAUCUUACGGGAAGAACAAGGAGGAAGUGAUCUACAGCGAUCCAACUGAUGCUAAGGGUUACUUCCACGUGGUGUUGACCCACAUCAAGGACGUAGCUCACUGCCGUGUCAAACUCUACACAUCCCCGGUCGAGACUUGCAAGAACCCGACCAAUGUCAACAAGGGUGUCACCGGAGUUCCCCUCUCCAUGUACGGAUACCGUUACCACGCGGACAAGAACUUGAACCUCUUUAGCGUCGGACCUUUCUACUUCACCGGUCCCAAGGCUGCUCCCACCACCCCCAAAUACUGA
Messenger RNA from Microthlaspi erraticum, 1194 nucleotides. Lineage: Eukaryota; Viridiplantae; Streptophyta; Magnoliopsida; Brassicales; Brassicaceae. The record is from the annotation of a GenBank genome assembly.